Styela clava is the source of this 2624-nucleotide messenger RNA. RefSeq lists its product as uncharacterized. NCBI's taxonomy places the organism in Eukaryota, Metazoa, Chordata, Ascidiacea, Stolidobranchia, Styelidae. The record is from RefSeq and is a predicted model, not a curated record.
UUUUAUAUCAUCUAAAUGUAGUCGUUGUAUUUAUCUUACACAUUGAAAGCAAUCAUGGCGGAAGAAGCUGCCGCUAGCAGUCCGAAACCUGAUAUAGCUCUUCCAAAAGUUUUAAUACACCAAGCUAGUGAAUCCGACAAAAGUGAAAGUGUGGAAAUACGGAAUGAAGAUGAAGGAAAUAAAACUCCCGAACAAAAUGGUAUUGUUAAUGGCACAGAAAAUCACGAUGUACACGUAGCUUCGAGUCCAGAAACAGGAGAAGCAUGUAAUGGCAAUAAUGCAACAAAACAACCUGUGACAGUCAAAUCCACAAAAGUGGUCGAUGACGAAGCAAUGUCCCAAAAGAUUGAGGAAACAGCUCGUGAAGAUGAAACAGAAAUUCAAACACCAAUACAAGUUUCUCAGGAUGACGAGAUAGAAACAGCAGCAGAUAUUAUCAAAAACGACGAAGUAUCAAACAGUACCGAAACAGCUCAUACUGCACAGGCAACUGAAGACAGCCAGUCACCAGAAUCAGAUGCUCAAACCUCAAGUACUGCACACAAUGAUAUCACUAAUGAGGCUGAAGAAUUGGUAAAAGUGAACACUGACAAAGAUACACCAAAUAAUGUAGUCGAAGAGGAUAAGGAUAAUACUGAUGCAGAAGGGGGGAUACAGACAGCUGCAAAAUAUGACACUAGCGGUGUCGAUAGUUCAGAAAAAUCUCCAACUAAUGUGGAUAUAGAUGUCUCCACGGCAGAGGUGAAACAAACAAUAAACGAUAAAAGUCAGGACGGUAUUGUAGGCAAUACAUCAUCACCAAAAAUGGUGAAUGACGGUGAACCCGUGGAGCAAUCUUCUGAACAUCUUGUUGUGGAUGAUACGAGUAUAGACAAAAGCACCAACGGCAACAAUGUAACAGACUUAAUUAAUGAGACAAAUUCACCUAAACAUGCGGAUACUGACCCAGGAAUUGUUAAUGAGGAAACUUCAGAGGUUAUCGCAAUUUCUGAAACAGAAGAAAAUAGCACCAAGGAGUCAGUGGCCACAAAUACCUUAUGGAAUGUUGGAAAUACUAAUCCUAUAAAAGAAUUGACUGGCCAAAAUGAUGACAGUCAACGUGUAGCAAAAACAUCGCUACACGAUGAUGUUGCUAGUAACAGUUCGGUGGAUGAUAAAAACGAACUUGAAAACCAGGCAGAUGGUUACGACGCCAGCGUUAGCGGUAAUGAGGAUGAACCGCCAGAAAAACCAAAGUAUGUAACCGAGAAAAAUGACGAAGUGCUUGAUAAAAAAGUAGCUGAAGUUUCCAAAACUCAUCUGAAAUACUUGAAGACACAUGGAACGGAGAUAAAUGUUGAGAAAGAUAAUGAACUUUUACCAACGGAACUCCUUCCUGGGCCACAAAAUAAUAACUUUGUUGACUAUGAUAUUACAGAUAAACCUCAAGUACCUUCAUCUGAAGUGAAUGAAAAACCGCAGGUAGAAAACAUAUCAGACACUUCUCAAGAAUGUAAACUCCUGCAAACCUUGGCUCCACCAAGCGGAGUUGAAUCUGAGGGAAGCCCUACCCCGGGUAGGUCUUCUCCACGCCAAGUAACAUUUACUAGCGACACAAAAGUCCCAGAAGACAGUGAAUCCGAUUCAGAAGUUGUCAUUCCUGUUCGGACAAAACAAAACUCAAAUAUAGGAUCAUUAAAUGAAAAAGACUUUGAUCGAAAUCUUGUACACGAACGCGAUAGCACUUCAGAACCUCCAAUAAUAAAAACGAGAGAUUUGGAAGAUGGAGAACAAGAAUUGCCUCCGGAGCCAAAAAUAGAUGUGGUGGAAACACGAAAAGAUCAGACACCUGACGAACCUGCAAGUACUGAGAUAGUUUCGGAGAAAAAUGAAGCACAAGCGAAAGAAUCAGAUGAUAAAAACGGAGUAGGAGAGCAUGUGCAUUCUCACAAAUCAGAUGUUGAGCAGCUAAAUGAGAAGAUUCGGAAUCUCAAUGACCAGAUCAAUCGUUUGGAGGAGGAAAAAGCGACAAAUGCGCAAAAAGUGGGUGAUUUGAGUUUGAAGAUUCGUCGAAUUACAGAUGAUAACGUUGAUGCAAUUAAAGAACGAGAUCAAAUGAUCAGAACAUUGACAGAUGAAAAACAAAAAAUGGAGGAUGUAAAUCGAACACUAACCGACGAGAAUGAAAAAUAUAAAGCGAAUCUUGGCCAACUUCAACAACAACAAAGAAACGGAAGUACAAAUACGUCUGAGCCACCAAGCCAGAAAAAGUCAUCCGUGUGCGUGAUUCUGUAAUAUAUAUAACCGCAAAAGAUAUUUUGCAUUACUCCUAAAGUUUAUUUUCACAAUUUAGAAAGUCUCGCGCAGUUGAAAGUCUAUUUUGCAUUCAGCUACUAAAUAUGGAAAAACAUUAAGAUAUGUCGCAUUUAUGGCCUAUAAAUAUUUUUCUCGGUCUCAGAAACCCAGUAAAAUACUAUUUUUAUGAAAUCGAAUUUUAAAUUGUAAAAUUUUGCUAAUUAAAUGAACUGUUUUAUAUCUAAGAAUUAUAAUUACUUUGCUUCUUAUUUUAUUUUUCUGUUUUUCGUCUUUUGUAAACAAGGCUACCUAUGUAUGAUUUGUAGAAAAUCUACCUGAAUGUAACUUUG